UUAUCUCAGAUCAUCUAGACCAAAUAGUACAGUUAAGUAGUUAUGGAUGCUAUUGGUGCAACUAUCACCUUCCUGCUGCUGUUCAUGUCCUUGUCAUCUGCUGGUACUAGAGCUGAAACACAACCACCAAAGAACAUACCACCUGGUUCCUCACUUUUCCCUACUCACCCCCCCACUUCAUGGCUUUCCCCUUCUGGUCUAUUUGCAUUUGGCUUUUAUCGGCAAGACAAUGGCUUUGUCGUCGGAAUAUGGUUGGUUGGCGUGGAGAACAACAAUACAGUGGUGGUAUGGACUGCAAACCGAGAUGACCCUCCAGUCACCUCAAAUGCAAAGCUACAACUAACCCUUGAUGGUAAACUUGUAGUAGUAGAGCAAGGACAAGAGAAGCUUAUUGCUAAUGCUAAUGCAACAGCUUCCUUUGCCUCCAUGCUUGAUUCUGGAAACUUGGUACUGUACAACAACGAUUCCAGCAUCAUAUGGCAGAGUUUUGAUCACCCAACUGAUACCAUGUUAGGUGGUCAAUCCCUACCUUGCGGAAGUCAACUGUUGUCUAAUUCAUCAGCAAUCAACCCCUCAACUGGACGGUUUCUUCUCGUUAUGCAGGGUGAUGGAAAUCUUGUUCUAUAUCCAGCAAACACAGCCAACACACCAUGGGAUGCUUACUGGGCCACUGGUAUCGUUGGUUUCAAAUAUCAUCUUUACCUCAACAAAACAGGUUCCCUUCAGAUCAGAGAUAGCAAUAAUUUGAUCGUUAGAUAUUUGGCUGACAACAUCAACAAUGGGAACUCGACCAUCUACCGUGCAACCCUCGAUUUUGAUGGGUUUUUUCGGCUGUAUGAGCAUGUUAACAAGGAAAGUGGCAAAAAAGUAAAAAAAAGUUGGCCGAGCGGCAAUGCAUGUGAAGUAAAGGGUCUUUGUGGCUUCAACAGCUUCUGCGCAUUAGAUGACAACACAGCAAAGUGUAAUUGUCUUCGGGGUUUUGACUUCAUAGAUCCAAAUAAAGAGACUCUUGGCUGCAAAAGGAGCUUUUCAAAAGCAGAUUGUAGAGGUGAGAAAGAUGGUGCAGCGUUUUAUAACAUGGUCUCGAUGGAGAAUAUUAAAUGGGGGGAUAGUCCUUAUUACGAGGCUGAAAUGUCAGAGGAAGAAGAAUGCUCCUAUGCUUGUCUGGCUGAUUGCAACUGUUGGGCUGCACUUUAUGAUGGCGGGAGUUGCAAGAAACACGGACUUCCUUUGAGAUAUGUCAGUAGGUCAAUAUAUGAAGCUGAAACUCAGUCCUCCACUGUAUUCUUAAAGGUGGGAAAUGACAUCCUCAGAAACUGGAAGGGGGAUGACAAACCUGUUGCUGAACAACCACCUCUAAUUAAGAGCGCAAGUAACAAAGCAAUGGUGCAUAUUAUUGUUGUUACAUCGGUGUUUUCUGUGCUUUUGUGUUCAACUAUUGCAAUCUCCAGCCAUUACAUGUACAAGAUUCGAGUAUUAAUGUACAAAAGGCUGAUGGAGACUGGGAACAUGGGCCUCAACGAAGAGUUGGCUCUGAGAAGAUUUUCAUACGGUGAGCUGAAAAGAGCGACAAAUCAUUUCAAACAAGAGUUGGGUAAGGGUUCUUUUGGAGCAGUUUACAAAGGGGCUUUGAACAAAGGCAGAAGAUUGAUUGCGGUUAAGAGGCUAGAGAAGUUAGUUGAAGAAGGAGAAAGGGAGUUUCAAGCAGAAAUGCGAGCCAUUGGAAAAACCCACCACAGGAACCUAGUUCGAUUGCUGGGGUUUUGUGCUGAGGGUUCUAAAAGGCUUCUGGUUUAUGAGUACAUGAGGAAUGGUUCCCUUGGAAAUCUUAUCUUUGGGGCUCAAAGAAUUCCAGAUUGGGAUGAAAGAGUGAAAAUAGCACUGGAUGUUGCAAGAGGGAUCCUCUAUCUCCAUGAAGAGUGUGAGGCACCAAUCAUUCAUUGUGACAUAAAGCCUCAAAAUAUUUUGAUGGAUGAGUUUUGGACUGCCAAGAUAUCUGAUUUUGGGCUAGCAAAACUUCUAAUGCCAGAUCAAACCAGAACGUUCACAGGGGUUAGAGGGACAAGAGGGUACGUGGCCCCGGAAUGGCACAAGAACACCCCAAUAUCAGUGAAGGUAGAUGUCUAUAGCUAUGGAAUAGUACUAUUGGAAACUUUAUGUUGCAGAAGAAACAUUGAAGUUAAUGUCUCGGAACCUGAGGAGGUCCUUCUGACCAGUUGGGCCUACAAGUGCUUUGUUGCCGGAGAGUUCAAUAGGCUCGUUCUUUUGCAAGACGUGGAUAUAAAUGUCCUGGAAAAUAUGGUUAAGGUGGCACUUUGGUGUAUUAAUGAUGAACCUGUUCUCCGGCCAACAAUGAAAAGUGUGUUGUUGAUGUUAGAAGGGAUUACCGAUAUAGCAAUUCCUCCUUGUCCAAAUUCUAUUUCCAUGUGAAUUUUCUCAGUGAGAAAAAUGUUGCAGUGUUCAUGUUGCCUAGUUUCAAUUUAUUUGUUUGUGUUCUGUUGCGUAGUUUUGUAAUCCUUUCAAUUAGUAAGCUUGUCUCUUGAGUGGUAUUGAAAUAAAAUAAGGUUAC
Gastrolobium bilobum is the source of this 2569-nucleotide messenger RNA. RefSeq names its product G-type lectin S-receptor-like serine/threonine-protein kinase LECRK1. The transcript has a single exon. Bases 43 to 2430 code for a protein of 795 amino acids. Gene Ontology annotation, molecular function: ATP binding; protein serine/threonine kinase activity. The record is from RefSeq and is a predicted model, not a curated record. Gene Ontology annotation, biological process: protein phosphorylation; recognition of pollen. Lineage: Eukaryota; Viridiplantae; Streptophyta; Magnoliopsida; Fabales; Fabaceae.